AUGGAUCACCACAGCUACCGACAACAGCUCUCUGAAGAGCCAGACAGGUUCGAGACUGGACUCCACUAUGAAGACGAAGAGGAGAACUCGUUGCAUUGUCGCCAGAUCCGAGUCCUCAACCGUAUCGCGCUCCUCUUUGGUGACAGCUACAACGACUACAACGACGACAACCUGGGCAGCAAUGACGACAGAUCUACUCCGACUUGGCAACAAGGAGACGAUGACGACACCUUCAGCAAUGAAAACAUCCCCACGCGCCACCUUGCCCGUUCUUCGUCGUCUUCUGUUGAUCGCUACCGCCAGCAUUGCGACGCCACCAACAACAACAGCAUCAGCGAGGACAAAGACGAGAGCGAUCUACAUGUCGAUCUGCAAGUCCGAGGAUCCUUCGUUAUUGCUCUUCCUCCUUCUCUUCUGUCGCCUAUCGCCGCUACACUUCCAUCGCCGCCACCAAAUGUUGCCGCAGUGAAGAGAGGUCCUGGCCGGCCCAGAGGUAUCACUAAGAAACAGCUUCCAUCUCCUCAUCCUCCUGACGUCAUUGAUACAGCGAAGCGAGGUCCUGGUCGACCCAAGAAGGGCUCUCUGUCAUCCAGGAGUCGACCCCGUCCUCCUUCAUCUCAUCCUCCUGAUACUGAUACUGUCAUGGCGAAGCGAGGCCCAGGUCGACCCAAAGGCUCCCUAUCCUUCAAGAACCGAUCCGCCUCAAUUUCGUCGAUCAUCACACCUACCGUUACAACCCGUGCUAGAGCCAGAGCCCAAUCUGUCCGUCGAGUCCGACUCCGAGUCACCGAUCCGUCCCUCGCCUCGGCAUCAUCGUCUUCCAACGUAAAGGCAACCCGCGACUAA
Linnemannia hyalina is the source of this 846-nucleotide messenger RNA. The record is from the annotation of a GenBank genome assembly. Lineage: Eukaryota; Fungi; Mortierellomycota; Mortierellomycetes; Mortierellales; Mortierellaceae.